Messenger RNA from Zalophus californianus (California sea lion), 3342 nucleotides. RefSeq names its product transcription factor SPT20 homolog. The coding region runs from base 1 to 3342 and encodes 1113 amino acids. The record is from RefSeq and is a predicted model, not a curated record. The transcript has 8 exons. NCBI's taxonomy places the organism in Eukaryota, Metazoa, Chordata, Mammalia, Carnivora, Otariidae. Gene Ontology annotation, cellular component: SAGA complex. Gene Ontology annotation, biological process: regulation of transcription by RNA polymerase II. Gene Ontology annotation, molecular function: transcription coregulator activity.
AUGCAACAGGCUGUAGAACGAGCUUUGGACCGUGCGGACUAUGUCAUCGCAAGUGCCCAGCAGAGGCCUCCUAAAAGGAAACGCUCGUCGAGUGGGGAAGCAUCUCUCUAUGAAAAACUUUAUGACAUGUAUGUGGAAGAAUGUGGGAAAGAGCCUGAGGCUCCGGAGGAACUAAGAAGCAACGUGAACUUGCUAGAGAAGCUCGUCAGGAGAGAGUCGUUGCCCUGUUUGGUGGUCAGCCUACAUCCGGGAGUGGGGGGAUAUUCGCUGAUGCUCGAGGGGAAACAUGGAGCGGAUUCGGAGACCAUUCGGCUGCCUUAUGAAGCAGGGGAAUUGCUGGAAUACCUGGAUGCUGAAGAAUUACCCCCUGCUCUGCUGGACCUCCUGGAAAAAUCUCAGGUUAACAUUUUCCACUGUGGGUGUGUCAUAGCACAGGUGCGGGACUACAGGCAGGGCAGUGGUGGGGAACCUCCCGGCUACCAGAGCAGGCAUAUUCUCCUGCGCCCAACCAUGCAGACGUUAGCCUGCGACGUGCAGUCCAUCACCAGCGAUGGCCAGGAAUGGACCCAGGAGGACAAGCUGUUGCUUGAGAGCCAACUGAUCUUGGCUACUGCGGAACCCCUGUGUCUGGAUCCUUCCAUAUCAGUAGCCUGCACGGCAAACAGGCUGCUCUAUAACAAGCAAAAGAUGAACACUCGCCCGAUGAAAAGGAGCUUCAAGAGGUAUUCUGCACCCUCUCUGAGUCGGCAGCGGGAGCUGUCCGGUUGCCCACCUCCUCCUGAGCUCAGAGUUUGGGCCUCUUGCCGGAAAGGCAGAGACAGCCAAGCUGGGCAGCGGUAUGACCUCAAAAAUUCUAAAGCGGGCAGUUGUGUAGAUAUGUGGAAACAGAGACCCUGUGACUUGGCCGUCCCGUCUGAAGUGGAUGUGCAGAAAUAUGCCAGAGGGAAGAGGUCCGCCAGACAGGAUGUCUCACCUCCAGGAGUCUGGCCAGCCCACGAGGUGAGAGACGGUGGUGCGUUUGGAUGUGAGGCUGGCGGCGAGCCUCAGACAACGGAGCUGACCUUCAUGCAGCCGCCGCUGCCGCCGAAUAAUCCACCUUUCUCUGGACCGAGAAGGCCCUGGAAGGAAGGCGGGUGGGAGGGACAGAUGUCUCCUCCGCACCCCUCCACAGAUGACCAUUCAGACGGUGUCCCGCCCGAGUCAAAGACUGCUGCUGGGGGGGUAGUCGUUCGGCCAGACGCGGUGGUCCCGCAGAAGGCCAAGUGUCUGGUCCCCGCGUCCCAGAGCUCCAGCGGCUCAGCCGGCCUCAGCGGGCUUCCUCCCGGGAAGGACCCAGAACAGCCUGAGAUGGUGUCGGUUCGGUCUCCGGUCCAGGGCCAGGGCGUCAGACCGCCACCUCUACGCGUCAGACUUCCCUGGAGCUCAGGAAAGAGUUGGUCGGGGAACAGUUUUACUCCAUGGGAGGCCAGCAGCUUUCUUAAAUCUCCAUCUCCGGCUCCUGCUUCUAAGCCACCAGGUCUUUCCCAGCAGUCGUCCGUGGGUGUGAAUCGAGUUAACCCGCUUCCUGCAGCCCUCCCGUCCUCUGCCAGCGCACCGCAGAGGAGCCCGGCGAGCCGGGUCACGGCCAGCUCUGCGGGCCGCAACCUCCGCCUCCCCAAAGUGGCGGGCCCCGGUCGAGGAGCGCAGGCUUUGGCGCGGGGCUCCGGCCCCGGGCAGGGCUGCACGGCUGGCACCACGGCUCCCGCGCGGGUCAAGCCCAGCAGCCUGCCCUCAGGAGCUCAGUCCCCCAGUGCGGUGCCCACGGCAGCGCGGGGUCCUCCGGUCCGCGUUCAGUUUUUUUUAAAACACCCUUCCGGCCUCAGGCCAGUAACUCUACUGGAGCUUCCCCAAGAUUCGCUCCUUUUGAACACCCCGCAGCAGCCAGAGCAGCGGCUCUGUCAGUUGAUUCCCCAAGAACAACUUCAGCAAGCCUCCACUUCUGGUCCUCUGCAGCCGGUGCCACAGGGUUCAAGGGCACGAGGUGCCGCCGGUCCGAAAACGGCCUCAUCUGCUCAGCCGGCUGUGGUCCUUAGCCGGGCUGGAGAGGGGAGUGUGCCGCAGCCCCAGGCGGCGGUGUUGGCCGCGCUUGGCUCUGCGGAGAGCCACGGAAGGCCCCGGCAGAUCGGCCCUCGCCCUGCGCACCCACUGCCGCCGGCCCCUGCCUCGCAGCCACCGCCCCCGCAGCAGGCACAAGCCUUGAGAAUCUUGCAGGGCCCCGUGGCUGUCACGACGGUGGCCGCGCAGACAGCUGGGCCGCCUCGGGGCCAGCAGGCCGCAAGCCAGUCCGGAGUCUACGGCCAUACCACCCCGAACGCGCCCGCUCUUGUCGAAACACCUUUUAGAAGAGUGGACUUGACUGAGGCCUGGAAACUUCGGGGCCACGUGAGCCACGGCCACGGCUGCAUGCGCAAGCACCGGAAGCACCCAGGAGGCCGGGGUAAUGCUGGUGGCAUGCAUCACCACAGGAUCAACUUCAAUAAAUAUCACCCAGGUUACUUUGGAAAAGUUGGUAUGAGACAUUACCACUUAAAGAGGAACCAGAGCUUCUGCCCAACUGUCAACCUUGAUAAACUGUGGACCUUAGUCAGUGAGCAGACGCAGCUUUUCCUGCUGCAGUUAGGAGCCCCUUUCCUUGCAGAUGGCUCCAUGUAUAUGUACAGUAGCAAAGGUGUACCGAGAGUCAGUAUAGAUGUAAUUCAGCCUGUUGAGCUGACCAUCCAGCUGGACUGUGGCUGCCAGCGCCCUGAGUCAUGGUGGCCAUACUGCUGCCACGGGGUCCAGCUUCUGACAGCAUCGCUUCCAAGGCUGAUCAGCUGGCAACGAGCGGAGAGGCCAGAGCAGGUGCCUACUGACAGAAGGAGGAGGAGGAACGCACCUGUGGUCAAGACCCAGUCGCUUCGGGUCUCCUGCUGCCCCUCGGAAGAACCCAGUCCGGGACCCGUGGGGCACUGCAGGAAGGAGCGGGAUUUUCCUGCCUCUGGACUGGAAGCAACGAACGAUCGUAGUCCAAGGCCACGUUCCGAAGUUAACUUCAGUUUGGCCCUAGCUGCUUUUCUGGCUUUAGUCCACAGCAGUGGCUCUAAGAAACCCUCCCUGCGCGCCCCUGUGCUCUCCAGCAGAGGAGGCAGGCCCAGGCCCGGGGCUGUGCCCGCCGAGUCUCCUGCCUGGAUCCACACACCCGGACCCAAUCCUGCCUCGUCGGCCUGCCACACCGGUCCACCUCUGACCUCUCACCGUGUCCCGGCCACGCGGACAUUGUGCUUUGUCAGGACGUCUCCAACAUUCCUGCUGCCUUGCUCCUGA